AUGGCUUAUCGAGACGUCUGCCACCAGCGACAACGCCCCUCUCUCGAUGAAAUCCUGCCUGCCGACGGAGUCAUCGACGAGGUCGCGGUGACUUCGUCUUCGGCCUCUCCAGCUUCAAUCUCGCCUCAGUCUCCAGCUGCAGCCUUACCUCGCUUUCCAGUAGCGGCGAACCCUUUCUUUGAAGCACCAGCGCCACUUGCCUUGACACCUCCUGCUAACGACGUCUCACCAUCUCAGAACUACUCUGUGUUUACCACUGCUCAGAAACGCUUUAUUGUCGUCAUGGUAACACUCGCGGCAUUCGUAUCUCCCCUCUCCGCUCAAAUAUAUUACCCUGUGAUGCCGAUGCUCGCGGAUACCUACGGGUUCAACUCCAUGGCUCCCAUCAACUUGACGAUCACAACCUAUAUGCUGCUUCAGGGUCUUGCUCCGGUGAUUCUGGGACCAGUCUCCGACGCUUGCGGUCGUCGACUCGCGUAUAUCCUGUCGUUCAUUAUUUUCACGGCAGCAAAUAAUGGGCUUGCGUUGCAGGAGAGUUACGCGGCACUUAUGGCAUUGCGUUGUUUGCAAAGUGCGGGAGGUAGUGGAACGGUGAGCUUUGGGUAUGGAGUCAUUGCUGAUAUUUCGACACCUGCUGAGCGAGGCUCGUAUACUGGUAUCAUGGCGGCGGGGGUCAUGAUCGCGCCGGCGUUGGGCCCGGUGAUUGGAGGGCUCAUCGCGAGCUUUUUUGGUUGGCGCAUAGUGUUUUUGUUCCUGGCUCUUCUUAGUGGUGUGUUUCUUGCGGUUUAUGUACUUUUCGUUCCGGAGACUGCGCGGAGAAUCGUUGGGGAUGGGAGCGUUGUGCCGAAGGAGUGGUGGAGGAGGCCUGUUGUCCAGUGGUGUACACAUAGGGCUCUCCCUCGUACAGAGCGUGUACAGGGAAAUGGCACAAGCCCAUCAGCAUCCACAUCAACAAACGCGAGGCUUCAUCUGUUCAACCCCCUUUCUGCCCUAUCCAUCCUCUUGCACGCCGAUGCCCUGAUCCUGAUAAGCACAAUUGGUCUCCUCCUGUUCAGCAACAUUGCCAUUCUGACCAGCACUCCAUACCUCUUCACGGUCAUAUACGACCUUUCCACCCUCCAAAUUGGCCUCUGCUUCCUCCCACUAGGUGUAGGCGCCUCUCUUGGAGCGAUCAUCACUGGGAAGAUCCUAGAUUGGAAUUACCGAAGGCAUGCCAGCGCCCUCUCCUUACCACUAGACACGAAUCGGACCACAGACCUCAGGGAUUUUCCAAUCGAACACGCCCGUCUUCAAGCGUUCUUCCCAGCAAUCCUGUUAUGCCUUGCAACGAUUAUACCAUAUGGCUUUGCUCUGCAAGCCUCAGCACACAUCUCUGUACCACUGGUGCUACAAUUCUUCAACGGGUUCGCGACGAUUUCUACAACAAACGCCCUGAAUACCUUGCUUGUUGACCUAUUCCCUGAUAGGCCGGCGACGGCCGCGGCAGCGUGCAAUCUUGUGAGAUGCUGGCUUGGGGCAUUAGGUGCAGCGGUGGUUGAGAAUAUGCUUAGGGACAUGGGGCUCGGUUGGUGUUUCGUGGUUUUAGGCGUGGUUUUCGGACUGGGUGGCGCGAUGGGAUGGGUGGAGUAUGUAUUUGGCCGGGGAUGGAGGGAGAAACGAGCUGCGGGGAUAGACGAGAGUGAGAAGAAGAGGAACGGGAGAACUGCCACAGCGGCUGGAGCCGGAGGUGAAAGUGGUAUUUGUACGAGCACUGCUGAGGAAGGAGCGAAGGGCCAAGCACCUGCCUGA
Molecule: messenger RNA, 1788 nt
Organism: Aspergillus calidoustus
Lineage: Eukaryota; Fungi; Ascomycota; Eurotiomycetes; Eurotiales; Aspergillaceae
Source: the annotation of a GenBank genome assembly